Molecule: messenger RNA, 1901 nt
Organism: Grus americana (Whooping crane)
Lineage: Eukaryota; Metazoa; Chordata; Aves; Gruiformes; Gruidae
Product: steroid 21-hydroxylase-like
Exons: 11
Coding region: 1-1488 (495 amino acids)
Biological process (GO): hormone biosynthetic process; progesterone metabolic process
Molecular function (GO): iron ion binding; heme binding; steroid 17-alpha-monooxygenase activity
Source: RefSeq, a predicted model, not a curated record
AUGGGACCCCCCCAGUGGGAACCCCCCAAUGAGACCCCUCCCAAUGGGACCCCCCGGGAUCCCCCCAUGGGACCCCCCGAUGGGACACCCUCCCCGGGGUGCUGGGGGGGCCCUGGGGGGCGCGGGAGGGGGCGGGGGGCCCUCGGGGGGGGGGCGCUGCACCUGCUGCACCCGCAGGGGGCGCUGCACCUCCGCCGCCUCGCCCGCCGGCACGGGCCCGUCCUGCGCAUGCGCCUGGGGGAGCGCGACGUGCUGGUGCUGAGCUCGGCGGGGACCAUCCGGGAGGCGCUGGCCCGGCACUGGGGGGACUGGCUGGGGCGGCCCCCCAGCUACCUGGCGGCGCUGGUGUCUCGCGGGGGGCGGGACCUGGCGCUGGGCGGGGCCUCCCCGGGCUGGCGGCGGCAGCGCGCGCUGACGCGGGGGGCGCUGGGCCGGGCGGGGGCGGGGCGGCUGCGGCCCCUUCUGCAGCGCCAGGCGGGAGCGCUGUGUGCGGAGCUGCGUUCCCACGGGGGGGCCCCCCUGGACCCCUUUGAGGUUUUCCCCUUCCACACGUGCAGCACCAUCGGCCGCCUCCUCUUCGGGGAGCUGCUGCCCCCCGAGGCCGAGCUCCGCGCCUUCACGCGCUGCCUGGUGGAGCUGCUGGCGGUGUGGGGCAGGGGCAGCGUGCGGGCGCUCGAGCUGCUGCCGCUGCUGCGGGUCCUGCCCAACCCGGGGCUGCGGGAGCUGCUGCGCCUGGUUGAGCGCCGCGACGCCUUCGUGGAAGCUCAGAUCCGGCGGCACGAGGAGUGCCCGUCCCCCCCCGGGGACACGGUUCUGGGGGUGCUGCAGGGACGGGACCCCCGUGUCCGGGGAGGUCCCUUGAGCCCCCCCCGCCUCCACAUGGCCCUGGUCGAUCUCUUCAUCGGGGGCACCGAGACCACGGCUGCUGCGCUGGCCUGGGCCGUCGCCUUCCUGCUGCACCGCCCCGAGCUGCAGGAGCGGCUGCGGGCAGAGCUGCGGCGGGAGCUGGGUCCCACCGGGACCCCCCAGGCGGGGGACACCGGGCGCCUGCCCCUCCUCCACGCCACCGUCACCGAGACCCUGCGGCUCCGGCCCCCCGCCCCCCUGGCCCUGCCCCACUGUGCCCGCCGCCACACCAGCGUCGGGGACAUCACGGUGCCGGCUGGCUCCAUCCUGGUCCCCAACCUCCUGGCUGCCCAUCAGGACCCCGACACCUGGCACCACCCCGAGGACUUCCUGCCCGAGCGGUUCCUGGAGCCGGGGGCUCCCUGGCGGGCGCUGGUGCCGUUCGGCUGCGGGGCCCGAUCCUGCCUGGGGGAGGGGCUGGCACGGGCCGAGCUCUUCGUCUUCCUGGGCAAGAUCCUGCAGGAAUUCCGCCUGGAACCCCCGGCCCCGGGGGUCCUGCCCUGCCUGGACGUAUCGGCAGGCACCGUCCUGCGCUGCCCGCCCUUCCGCGUCCGCAUGGUGCCCUGCCAACCCCCUGCCUAACCAAGCGCGGGCUCCUGGGACUGGGCCGCUAUGCCUGGUGCUGCCUGCUGCCUGCACUCCUGGCUGCCUGGUGCUGCUCCUGCCUGCACUCCUGGCUGCCUGGUGCUGCCUGCACCCCAGCUGCCUGCACUCCUGGAUGCCUGGUGCUGCUCCUGCCUGCACUCCUGGAUGCCAGGUGCUGCCUGCUGCCUGCACUCCUGGCUGCCUGGUGCUGCCUGCACCCCAGCUGCCUGCACUCCUGGACGCCUGGUGCUGCUCCUGCCUGCACUCCUGGAUGCCUGGUGCUGCCUGCACCCCCAGAUACCUGGGUGUCCCCCCCUCACCGCCCCAACACCUGGUUCACCGGGGGGCGGGGGUUACAGGCAACCUUUAUUCCCCUCCACCCCUCCAUAAAAGCUUCGCCUCUGCCCCUC